Molecule: messenger RNA, 3680 nt
Organism: Micropterus salmoides (largemouth bass)
Lineage: Eukaryota; Metazoa; Chordata; Actinopteri; Centrarchiformes; Centrarchidae
Gene: gnaz
Product: guanine nucleotide binding protein (G protein), alpha z polypeptide
Exons: 3
Coding region: 886-1953 (355 amino acids)
Biological process (GO): adenylate cyclase-modulating G protein-coupled receptor signaling pathway
Cellular component (GO): heterotrimeric G-protein complex
Molecular function (GO): GTP binding; GTPase activity; G protein-coupled receptor binding
Source: RefSeq, a predicted model, not a curated record
UAUAUACACGCCCUCCACCCCCAUCGCUGCAGUGUCUCAACUGCCUUGGAGCAAACAAGAGAGGAUAUAGAACACAGACGUUUAAUAAGACAGAGCAAGCGGGGUGCUGAGAAAGAGAGAGAGUGAUUCGAGUGUGUGUGCGUGUGACCCUGUGUUUAAGAGAAAGAUAUGAAGAUGGAGCAGCAGGACUAAAGGUGGAUUGCACUUUCUCUCCCUGCAAGGGCUUGUCUGCAGUAUCCUUUGUAAAUGGAUGCUGGCUUGUGAGCACGACUCUGAGGCCUUCAGUUGUCGGGGAAAUAUCACGCCACAGGAGAAGCAGAAAAUAUUUUAUCGGGAAGAUCAAGCAGAACAGACCAAUAUCGAACUGAGGUGGAGGGUUGCAGAAGCCAAACAAGGGCAACGCAGAACAAGAGCCAUGUGGGAGGAGAGUGAGGCGGUUUUGCUAUUCGCACGUAUCAAGCCCAAACACUUUCUCUACUGACAUACGCUGAACGUUCCGCAGCCCUCCUCCAGAGCUUUUCCUCAGGGGGAGCUCCUGCUAUGAACCCCAGCUCCCUUGACUUCAGCAGGCAGUCCAACCUCAGUGCUAGGCGCUGUGUGGGCAUCCCACAAGUCUGGGUUCUGCCCACACAGGACUCACAGACUGCCCCUGAACAAAAAGAAUGAAAUACUCCUGAGUCACUCCUGUGUGGUGGCUCUUCUGUCUAGUGUUAAAUUGGUCUGUUGGGAAGUUCUGUCUACCUCUUCCCCAGCAAGCACCUACCUUUAGUGAAAACCCUCUCCAACUCUUCCACCAGCUACUUUUUGGUUACCACUUCGUUGUAAUUUGCUUUCCCAUCAAGCAGCAGCACGAGUUCCUUUGUGCUCACCACGUGGUGGAGGACCAUGGGAUGCCGUCAGAGCUCGGAGGAGAAGGAAGCGGCGCGGCGCUCGCGGCGAAUCGACCGCCACUUGCGCUCAGAAAGUCAGCGGCAGCGGCGUGAGAUCAAGCUAUUGUUGCUGGGUACCAGCAACUCGGGCAAGAGUACCAUUGUCAAACAGAUGAAGAUCAUCCACAGUGGAGGCUUCAACCUGGAGGCUUGCAAGGAGUACAAGCCCCUGAUCCUGUACAAUGCCAUUGACUCACUCACCCGCAUCAUCCGAGCCCUCACCACCCUCAAGAUCGACUUUCACAAUCCCGAUCGCGCUUAUGAUGCUGUGCAGCUCUUUGCCCUCACAGGGCCGGCGGAGAGCAAGGGGGAGAUCACUCCAGAGUUACUGGGGGUCAUGAAACGUCUGUGGGCUGACUCAGGGGUCCAGGAGUGCUUUCAACGAUCCAAUGAAUACCACUUAGAGGACAACACUGCCUACUACCUGAAUGACCUGGACCGCAUUUCUGCAGCUGAGUACAUCCCUACUGUAGAGGACAUCCUACGAUCACGGGACAUGACAACCGGCAUCGUGGAGAACAAGUUCACCUUCAAGGAGCUCACCUUCAAGAUGGUAGAUGUGGGUGGACAGCGUUCGGAGAGAAAGAAGUGGAUCCACUGCUUUGAGGGCGUGACUGCAAUCAUUUUCUGUGUCGAGCUAAGUGGCUAUGACCUCAAACUCUACGAGGACAACCAGACGAGCCGUAUGGCCGAGAGCUUGCGCCUAUUUGACUCCAUCUGUAACAACAACUGGUUCACCAACACGUCGCUCAUCCUCUUUCUCAACAAGAAGGACCUGUUGGCGGAGAAGAUCAAACGCAUUCCUCUGACAGUGUGCUUCCCUGACUACAAAGGUCAGAACACCUACGAGGAGGCAGCCGUCUAUGUGCAACGGCAGUUUGAGGACCUCAACCGCAACAAGGAGACCAAGGAGAUCUAUUCGCACUUCACCUGUGCCACUGACACCAGCAACAUCCAGUUUGUGUUCGACGCUGUCACGGACGUGAUCAUCCAGAACAAUCUCAAGUACAUUGGGCUUUGCUAGGACCUGGCGCUGGGUGGGUGGGGCUGUUUGGGGGUGGGGGUAAAGCGGGCUGCUUGGCAGCAGUUGGCCCGCCAUCAGGCUGGAUAAACAAAAGGCAUAUCAGUCUGCCUGACGGUUUAUCUAUUUAAAAAGGUGCAAGAGAGAACUACAAAGGAAAUGAGGAAGUAAGAUGGUCAGGGAUGGACAAUACUGUAGUGUUUCACUUGAAACAACAGAGCUGAUGGGCCAUGGUCAAGAUGGGAUUUUUACCCAAUGUGUUUGCACUGAAUAUGCUGAGUAUGCAGAGACAACCAAACACACAAACACACACACUGACACACAUCCUUACGUUUGCUCUCACACACACACGAGAUCUUUGGAUCAACAGUCAAGCACUUGUUUGACAAGGCAACACUGGAAAUUUUAGACAGCUACCCCUACCUGCCUGCCAAACCCGAGGUAGUAGGUCUGUACUGGUGGUUUGCAGUUACUUUUGUCUCCUUUAUUUUACUUUGCCUGAGUCAAUUAAUGCUGCUUUACAAGAAGAAUUUUGACUAAAUCAAUGUCCUCUUUUGGAUUUCACCCUAACAAUACUAGUGAGAGCACCUGAUGAGACGUGUGGAAGUCCUGUAUUACUGAAGGGGUGGGGGGGUUUGUCAGUAGACAUGAUGUCGCAGGGUUUCUGCCUAAAAGAGGAAACUGCCACAGUGUAAAGCUGAAGUGAAAUAUGUUUUCUACACACUAUUUCUGUUUUGCCCCAUGGUUGACUCUAAUGUUGUUCUAAAUGUUCUUUCGCCCUCUUUCUGUUAUCUUUUUUGUGCUUAAAAAAAAAAAAGAAUAUGUCUCGCAAACCUGCCUUUUAUAGCAGGUCACUGACUUAUAAUACCAGGAGAGUGUUAUGCUCGGUAGAGUCAAAAGUAUUCUUUAUGAUCAUUCCAGUUUCCAGCAAGAGACAACAAAAACAGUGCCAAGAUCAAUUUGUAAAUAAAACCAGAUCCCAUCCAUUACGUACAUUUUAUUGUUUUGUUUUGUUUUUAUGGACAAAAACAUUAAAACAUGCAUGAUUUUGUUACUUUGGGAUACUAAUAUAUUUUAUUUGGAAUUAAGUUCCUUUUUCCUUAGGUUUAAAUAAUAUAUUCCCAAAAAUAUAUAUAAAAGUCAAACACUGUGUACGAUUGUACAGUUGUCAGAGAGGAAUCUAUUGAAAAGAGUUAUAUCAAUAUAAUAACGGUAAUUUGAUAUUAUGGUGAUGUUGAUGAUGAUGGUGAAAAAGAUUACAAUGAUGAUGAUGAUAGUGGUGUGGAUGAUUACUACGAUGACAAGGAAAAUUUCACUACAAAGUUAGCAUGAGAGGAGAAAAUGGAUCGAAGGACAACAUGACGAAGAAUGAAGAAGCUAAACCAUGAAAGUUCAAUCCUCCUUGCAUUAUCUAAGUGGAAAUUGUUAAACAGCCAGUCAGUAUGAUGUGUAAAUAUACUGUAAGGUACACUCUUUGUUCAAAGAAAUGAAAAUAAAGGUUGAGUUGGGUUACUGUCAGAGAGAUAAAGAGAGAGCGAGAGAAAGAGAAGGAGGAAAACCCCACUCCACUCCUCCUCUUACCCUUUCUUUUCUGUUAAGAGGGUGACGUGCAAGCAACUCAGCUAAGGGCUUCAGGCGUAACUUUACAGGAUGUCCACUUCAACAAAAGACAAAACCAUUAAAAAAGAAGUAUAAAAAGGACAUUAACUAUGAAUAAAACAACUUAUGCA